CCGCUCCGCUCGCCGCGCUGCCGCUCCGGGGGUCGCCGCUCGCCCGCCGGCACCUCCCGCCCGGCGGAGAGGGUCGCGGAGGGCUCUACCCGCCAUGGCCUUCACCUUCGCCGCCUUCUGCUACAUGCUGUCGCUGGUCCUCUGCGCCGCCCUCAUCUUUUUCGCCAUCUGGCAUAUAAUUGCCUUCGAUGAACUUCGGACAGACUUCAAGAGCCCCAUCGACCAGUGCAACCCGGCCCACGCCAGGGAGAGGCUGAGGAAUAUUGAGCGGAUUUGCUUCCUCCUGCGAAAGCUGGUGCUGCCAGAGUACUCCAUCCACAGUCUUUUCUGCAUAAUGUUUUUAUGUGCUCAGGAGUGGCUCACACUGGGGUUAAAUGUUCCUUUGCUUUUAUAUCACUUCUGGAGGUAUUUUCGUUGCCCAGCAGAUAGCUCAGAGCUGGCAUAUGAUCCACCUGCAGUCAUGAAUGCAGAUACCUUGAGUUACUGCCAAAAAGAGGCCUGGUGCAAGCUGGCCUUCUACCUCCUUUCCUUCUUCUACUAUCUCUACUGCAUGAUCUACACUCUGGUGAGCUCUUAACUGAAAGAUCUUCGCUAAAGACUGAAAACAACAAAGACUGGAGGUGCAAGGAUGAGUGAACUAAAGGAUGCAUGAUUAAAAAAAGCAGAGAGGAAAACUUUGAACCCAAGCAGUAAAUAUGGUACAUGAAAGAGAGAUCCAGCAAAGAGAAGCAGAAUACCAUGGGAGAAUGGCUGAGUUAAUUGUGUUUGUCUCCUGUUUCUCAAUGUAUUGCAGCAAAUUAUUUUCAAAACCCAAGCAAACAAAAAAAUUGCAACAUCGUGGGCCAAAUUAUACAGCUGUUCACCUCUCCAGGGAUAAUGCUGCUUGGUUUAGUGGAUUCAGUAAAACUAUAAUGUCUAUAGUCCCUCCUGUCUUCCAGGAAGCAACAUUUCUUUUCUUAAGGACUGUUCUGGACUGAGGAAGCACAGGACAAGAUGAUCUCACACAGAAAAAAGAGCUGUACAACACAUUCUGACCACUGAGUGGACUUCUGACAAGAUGUGUGACUGUCCUGUAGGGCUAUUCUCAUGACACUGGUCAAACAGGGAUGUCAAAUCUCAUGGAACUGCUUCAGUGGUUUUGGUUUGUUGUUUUUCUUUUCCCCAACCAAAACAACAAUAACAGAAGAAUUUGCAGUUUCAGUGUUCUGUACUCUAAGUAUAUGCUACUCCUGCAGGUGAACAUUCAGUAUAUUUCUGUACUUCAUUUGUGACACACCAACACUGUACAGUGAGAUGUAGAAAUACACUGGGUUUAACUUAAUCAGGCCAAGCCCUAAUCAGAAUAGUGUUCCUCUGACUGAAAAAAAAAAAAAUAACCAAACCAGGUAAAAGCUUAAUAUAUUUAAAGAGGAUUGUAACGUAGCUAUUAUAUACAUCACAAUGCUGGAUAGCAAAUACUGGACCAGCUAAUUGUGGUCUGUAAUUCUGUUUUGCAGUUUUACUUUCUGCUGUAAAAUUUAAGCUGGAACAAAUACACAAAAUGUCUCUGUCCUGUAUGAGGUUCCUAUUGAAAGAUGUUCAGUUUUUUUAUAAUUUAAAGGUUUUUAAAUUUUGUUACAGAAUUCUCAUUCAAAUUCAUUUUUAUGGGCUGCAUAUCUUUAUACAUAUGUAUGUAUAUACAAAUAUAUAUCUACGUAAAUACUCACAAUCUAUUUACAUUUUAGGUCAAUCUGUUUGACAGGUCAAAGGCAUCAAGUGUCCAGAAUUGCUGCUAACUAUAUUUCAGUGCUGAUUGGGGUGAACCCAGACUUAUUUCUCUCAAAAUCACUGGUGCUGUGGGUAGUAGCAAGGCUGUAAACUCAAAACUAACACCAGAGCCUUCACAGACACUGCUUGGAUCUUGCAUUGGCAAAGAGCUAAUAAGGUGGAUUUCUACCAGAGAUUGGCAGAGAACAGCAUGGAGAGGCCCAUCUGUCCCCUGGUUGCUCACAGCUGGUCGUGUUAGCACGAGCUCACUGCUCACCACAUUUGGUCUGGCUAUUGAGAGCCAGUAGACCGAUCCUGUACCCAGCUCUGAGGUGUUUUUAGGCUGGGCACAGCAGUUCAGCAGGAGAGAUGGAGUCUCACAAUGGCUGCUGAGUCAUCUCAUGUCUGGUGUUUUCCAUAAGGAGCUGGAGUUGCUGUGUGCCUACAGUGCCAGGAUUCGCUCUGGUUUGGUCUGGCUACGUUAACAAAAUUAAAUCCUGUUAACCAGCAAAGCAGGGUGGCUGCAUGCUCACUCUCUGCUCCCAAAUCCUUGGCAUUCCUUGGAAUGGAGCUAGCUGGCCUGUGCAAUCAUUAUACUAGGGUCAUUCUAACAACAUUUAUAUGAAGUUGUCUCAAGGGCUGACAUUCUUUAAUUUACAGGAGUUUAAUUCUUUAAUUUAGUUCUUACUGGAUGCAUUUUAUCUUCCUACAAUGUAGUAUACCCAGUUCUAGAAGCAUUAGGCUGCCAAAUCAGAUGUUGGAAAGCUAAUUUGGACUCUGAUGGUUCAUAGGUUUGGAUUGUACAACUGCUCUUGAAAUCACACUGACCUUGCAAGCAAUACAGAUGUGUUCUCCUGGAGUGAGCCUGAGCUAAGAAACUUCACUGGAUCAUUACAGAGCCAAUUGAUAAAGCUCUGCUGCAGUGGAAUAAUUAAUGCACAACCCAUGAAAAGCUAAUGAUUGUCUGUAACUUAAUUUCUUCUCUGCAUCCUAACUAAAGCAUCCAGUGCUACAGCAGUAUAGGAACUAGAUUCACAGGAACAAAUCACAGUGAAUAACUUCUAGAUAUCUUGCUACCUCAUAAAACUUCCAUUUCUGAGCAGGUGACUGAAUCAUUCCAUGCAUCUUCUAGGAUUUCAUAGGAGAUGAAAAGAAACUAAUUCAAGUUCCCUGUAUUCUACAUACAUGCUUUAAAGUCAGUUUCAUUGAAAGGCUAAGAAUUUUGUGAAGUUGGAUGGGUGAAAGUGUGAUCACUUCUUGCCUGAAAACACACAGUUUUCAAAUCCUGAGGUUUAGGGAUGAGCUGGACUGCUAGCAGGUCAAUUGAUUGCCUGCAGGGCUGAAUAGAAGCUCUUGUGAGUUUUUGUAACUGGCAUUGGCCUGUAAUUCUUGACUUUGCACAAAAAGCAAUUGUGUACGUGGGUCUUCUGAAUGUAACCUCAGGGGACUUCAGGGACUGGAGUGGAUAUGCUUGGUCAUUUGAAAGAGGUUCUCUAUUUCAGGCAGUUUCAUCAAUACAUUUCCCAAACUCCACUGGAAAGCAGAACACUUCAUUUGAUCCUGCUACUGCUUUGAGUGAGUGUUUCCAGGAUUUCACUGCUCUGGUACUAUAAUUUUUUUUUUUUUUUUUUGCAUUUCCAGAGUAAAUUUAUUCUUAGAUAAUUUAUUCCACUUUCUUUUGAGCCAACAAAAACCUUAGCCUAAGUACACACUCUCUCUCAUGUUGCUUAAGAUUUCAAUAUAUAGAGAAAGAAGUUCUUUUCACCCUCCAUUCUGUUAAAAGUGAGCUGUCUCGUGUCUUCCCAUAGAAAACUGUUCUCCAUGUCUUCUUCAAAUGGUUUCUCUGUUGUCUUUCCAGUCAAAUUAAUCUUUCUUAAGAGUGGAUAAUCAUAGAUGUUGAGAGUGUUCUGGAGAGUAUUUUACUCUAAUUAGUCCUUGCUGUGAAUGGACAAUGAAAGCUAACAGUCUCAGUUCUUUCCAGCAAUACUUAUUCAAAAAAGUAAUCACACAGCUCUCAAUAGCAUUUUCUCUUUGAGAUGAAUCUUAAAGCUGAUGGAAAAACUGAUUAAUCCUAGGAUACUUUCCCUUUCAUUGAAUUUAGUCUGCAGGGCCAGGAGUUGGAUUCGAUGAUUCUCGUGGGUCCCUUCCAGCUCAGGAGAUUCUGUGAUUCUGCUUUAACCAAAGCAAGGGAAGUAAACUGCAUAGUUGUUCCCGAAGAAUAGAAAAGAAUACUGUGAUCUUUGGUCACAAGGAAGUGUCUUCCCCAUGUCACACUUUUGAGGGAAAUAUCAUCUAUGCUAUCCUUUUUGUCUCCAGUUCCUCCUUGUUAGUUAGUGGAAGCUGGAGAUUUUUUCUGCAAGUCUGCUUUCUUUCUGUCUCUUUUCCCAGAAGGGUGAAUGUCAUUAUUUAGGAGCAGAGUUCUUUCACAUGUCUGAUGGUACAGAUAAAUUCCAGAAGACAUAAGACAAUACAUCAUCACCCUUUGCUCCUUCAGGAGCAGGUGUGAAAUGAGCACACUCUUAAAUGAGUGUUCAUUUACUUCAGCUGCACCAUCUGUGAAGUGAAAGAGGUGAUACUUACCUUGUGAACUCCUCCCCUACAUGUUGUACUUUUUUUUCCCCCCAGUAAAUGUUAAAUCUGCUUAAAGGAAAAAGUUAAGAGGUGGAAAAAAAUGAGAGAGGAUGAGACCUGCAUGAGCUGCUUACCAAAGAGGCAUCUACACAGUGUGCUGGCCUUUAGCUGCCUGUUCCUGGAAGGGAUGAAAGGCAAGGUCUCCUAUUUAUAGUCAGGUAAUUGCAGUGAUGCUGAAUAAAAUUGUUGCUGCUCUGACUGUUUCAGUUUCAAGUACAGCAAAUCAGUGCUGAUAGCAGAAUGCUUCGCCUACAAAUAAUUAACUGUACUUAAGCUGUCAGAAAUGUUUUUCCAUCUGCUUCCUUGAGCCAUACUCUUCCUUUUGCACUAAGUCCCUGAGAAAGAAAGAAAGAAAAAGUUCUUCAACCUACACCUUAAAGAAACUGCUCUGAGGUUGUUAUGAUCUGGCACUGCUGUUGGGGUUGUGAGUAAUCCUACUUUAUUAGUGAGGGUAUUAACAAUCUAUUGUUUUUCCUUUCUCCAUUCCAUCUCCACACAGAUAUUUUUGCCAAAAAAAAUGUAAAAGUCACAGCGCAUGAUCCAAAUUCCUUGAAUUUACAGAUUAUCUGUUGUUUCCAAUAGGAAACAAAAUGUUUCCAUUUAAUGCCCAUUCCUCUAGAGCUACAUGGGGAAUAGGUUCACACUGAAAGUCUCUAGUUUUUUGUUGAUGGUGAUUUCAUCCUUUAGAUCUUGAUACCACAUCCAUUUAACUGAAUUAUCUUCAUGGAAAGGGAACCUGCAUUUUUGAGGAAAUAAGGGUAACAUUUCAAUGGUCAUGCCAAACUACCACAGAAAGUUAUACCAACUUGGUAAAAAUCAGGCUACAUGGAAGUUGAUAGAAAUCUUACCUUUUGUUUCAUGUGAGCCCCACUUAACACUGCACAAUUUCUACAAAGAGGUUGGUGGAAAUUAAAAAUAUAAAAAAAAUCCCAAACAAAUACAAUGUUGAGUUCAUCAAAAAUGUUACUGGAUGUUAGACAAAGCUUGGGUUGCUGCAAAUAGAGCAGGAGAUGAAAAGGUCAAAAUAAACUGAGAGUUGGUUUUUUUGUUCUUUGGGAAGCAACAAAUAUUAGGCUACCAUCCAUGCUGCACUGAACUUUACAUUGGUGAUCUCAGUCCAGAUUCCUGCUCUGGUGAGUUUUUUGAUCAUCCAUCGCUCAUGAGCACAUUGUUCUGAUUUAUUUUUGUUCUGCUCAGUAACGCAGUUGUAGGUGGGAAGGAAGGAAAAUUCUUCCAUGAAAUACAAUAUUCCCCUUUUCUCCCAGAAAAUGUGUGAGCAUGCUGUUACAAAAUCCUAAUGAUGUGUUUCAGUGGUACACCUCAACCAAAGAAUGAAGUUCUUUGCUGCAGACAAUAUUUUGAUGCAAUUUAAUAAACCACAGGUCUAGAAAUAUUUAUUAUACUUGCACACUUGAAGUAGUUAUUUUAUUACCUCUAAUUGCUGGCCAACUUCCCAUGUAAGAGAAAAUAUGUUUUUGUGACCCAACUCCAUGACUUUCCAUGUAGUCAAACUCUCAGAAGAUCUCUGAGGAAUGUAAAGUGCUUUUUUUUUUUCUAAUAAUGAGACGCCAUAUUUGAGUAAUAUGUUAUGGCAAUGGAAUAAAGCAUUAAAAGCCAAAAUGUCUUGUUUAGUCUAAAUCUCAAAGAGAUGUUGCUCCUUUUUUCCUAUAAAUUAUCCCUAAUAUCACCAGUCUCCUGACAGACCUGAUGAAAUCUGCCUGUCCCACUAUUCUGACAGUUUAAUUUUUUUUAAAACAGAUUUGCAGCCACUGAUCAUUAAUGUGAAACACUGACUGGAAAGAACAACUUUUACAGAACACCCCAAGAUUUAUGGAAAUGUCUUAACACAGAAGUCAUCCAGUCUAACGGAAUAGAUCUCACCUGUGCAUACUAAUAUAAAGUUCCAAGCACUUAAUAGUGCAAGUAAUACAUAGCAGAAGUCUUGUAGAACAAGCAAAGCAGGAUUUCUCUCUGUGUUCCAUAAGCUCUUGUGAGAUGGAGGCAUUUCUCUCUCUGAGGAGUGCCUGGUACUGCACAGCUGAAAUUGGCAAUUACGUGUCUAGAUGGUAUUAUAAUCCUAAAUAAUGAAUACUUUUUCUCACAGGAGGAAACAAUGGAAUUCAGUGGAAUUAGUCAAAAUGCAUUUGUUCCGCUGCCACCAAGAUGGGUACCUGGCCCCGGCUGUUGCUGUGCCUCAGGGCCUACUGACAAACUGAAGUGUGCUUCAGCCUCGGAAUGCAUGUGUGCUGUAAUUUGAUGCUGCCAGAAGGCACUAAAAUGUAAAGAAUAGUAAUCAAAACUGCUCCCCAUUUCAGUAUUUUGCACCCCUCUAAUUUGUUUUGGCUUUACCAUUUAUCCUCUUUCUUUAUCACACAGUGGAUCCUGUUUCACUCAUCUUUCAGUGCUGCAUUUAAAGCAAAUCCAGUGCAAGCUCAGGCUAAAACAGUGGCACUAUUUCUAAUCCAAAUCCUUCAUCUGCUUGUGGACAUUUAUUUGAGAAUAAAAUUAUCCUAGUUUGGUUGUAACUAAGUACAAAUGGAAAUUAGCUAUUUUGAUAGACGUCCUUUCCAUCCUGGAAAAUGAAUAAAGCCACAUUUGUACAGGAGUUUGAGGUUCAAAUGUGCAUUAGCACAAAUCUGUUAUUAGCCUAGAGCAACAGCAUGGAAGUUGCCUCAAUCUGGCAAAAGAUGAUAUCUUUUUGUAGGCAUAACCCAGCUGCAGAACAGCAGAGCUGUGUUCACAGGGGGAACAUGUCCCAUCUACAGGCACUGGUGUAACUUUUCAUGGUGUGGAGUCAUACAGGUUGCUGGGGGGCAUUUGACCUGUUUUAACCCUUGUUUCGUCCACUACAGAUUAUAUCACCCUUGAAUUUGCCACCUAACAUUUUGGUUCUAGAUCCUGGAGUUCAGCCCUGAAGCAGACUUUUUAAAAUACAUAUUGAUACAUAUUUAUAUUGUCUUAAGACAUUGCAUGAGAGGAACACUAACGGAAUAUAAAGUGGGUUUUAUAUCCCCUUUAUUGUCUGUUUAUAGCCUUUUAAUUACUGUAGUAUUUAAUUAUGUGCUCCUUGAUAUGCACAUACCCACACAGGCCAUCUAAAAGCUAAAUAAAUUCUUGUCUGUUAAUAUAAUGAACAAAGGAAGUGCUCUCCUGUUAUCUUUGUGUCUUAUCUGCCACAUAAAGCAGGUCCAAACUUGUACUUAAUGGGGUUAUACUGAACAAGAAAAGGAAGCUGUAUUUCUAACAUGUUAAUUUAGAAUACAUUUUUGACAAGUGCUGCUGGCAGGUUCAGAGUUGCUGCUGUGGGGUCAGUGUAAGCCAUGCCACCUCAGGUUAUUUGAGAACCUUUUUUUUUCAAGGGAUGUCAAAGAUAUUCCUUGAAUGUGCUCCUUCUCUGACUCUUUGGCCUUGAAAACUUAGAUGUGGUUAGCAAGGUCUGCAGGAUUAAACAAAAGCUGAUCAGUCCUGCCUGUCACCCGGAGCAUGCAGUGCUUUGGCUUUGAAUAUAUGUGGAGGAAUCUUUUGUAUUUUCUAGCAUGUUUUGCCUUAUGAGAGCAGUCAGUGCCCCUUUAUGUUAAUUAUUAAAUAAGAUUGUUAAGUUGUAUUGGAAAAUGUGACUCAUUCUUUCAAAACCUGUUGCCUUUAAGUAGAAGCAGUAUUUAUCCUCCAAAAGCUUCCUGAAGUGGCAGUGGCAGCAGCAGAAUUUUAAUGUGCCCUCUCUCAUUCAUCAUUUGAAGUCUACAACAACAAGCGAUGAAUCUUUGAUGAACCUUGUCACGCUUCCUUCAGAUUGUAAUAGCAGUUUUAUAAGCUUCCAAGAAGUUCAGAAGCAAUUUGCUAUGACUGUAUCUAUUUUUUUUUUAAUCUAUGAGCACUCAGCCCAGCACUGAUACAUCACCAGAUUAGAAAGUCUUGUCUCUGUGUUUCUGGUGUAAAUGGAAACCCAUGUACCAUACAUUACAAAUAUAUUUUCCAGAGAAACCCAAUAAAAGUUGCCAGACCACA
Molecule: messenger RNA, 8382 nt
Organism: Parus major (Great Tit)
Lineage: Eukaryota; Metazoa; Chordata; Aves; Passeriformes; Paridae
Gene: CNIH3
Product: cornichon family AMPA receptor auxiliary protein 3
Exons: 6
Coding region: 95-577 (160 amino acids)
Biological process (GO): regulation of AMPA receptor activity; vesicle-mediated transport
Cellular component (GO): dendrite; synapse
Source: RefSeq, a predicted model, not a curated record